AAAGUCAAGGAUAAGAUCCCCGAAGAGGACCGCAAGAAGAUUCUCGACAAAGUGAAUGAUGUCAUCAAAUGGUUGGACACGAAUCAGUUGGCAGAGAAGGAGGAGUUCGAGCACAAGCAGAAGGAGAUGGAAGGCGUGUGCAAUCCCAUCAUCACUAAGCUCUACCAGAGCGCCGGCGGUGCCCCCGGAGGUGCCGCAGGCUUUCCGGGCGGCUUCCCCGGCGCGGGCGGUGCUCCUCCCGGAGGUGCUGGCGCUGCGCCCGGAGGCGGCUCUGGCGGCGGGCCCACCAUCGAAGAGGUCGACUAA
This is a messenger RNA of Oppiella nova, 306 nucleotides long. NCBI's taxonomy places the organism in Eukaryota, Metazoa, Arthropoda, Arachnida, Sarcoptiformes, Oppiidae. The record is from the annotation of a GenBank genome assembly.